Astrephomene gubernaculifera is the source of this 3860-nucleotide messenger RNA. The record is from the annotation of a GenBank genome assembly. NCBI's taxonomy places the organism in Eukaryota, Viridiplantae, Chlorophyta, Chlorophyceae, Chlamydomonadales, Astrephomenaceae.
CGAUAUUGUUAAGGAUUUGCGAACAGCUGCCGUUAGGGCUUAGGGGCCAGCCAACGUGCUAGGCUACGGCAGGCUGUGGCGCGAUUGCAAACGCAGUACAUUAUCACAAGGCGCUAGCUAACACUCUUCAUUGCAUUUCCACUUGCUGCACUGGCAAGCGUGGUGGACUUGAAAGGACGUUAGGAUGGUUGGUCCCUCAAACGUCUUUCCACGAUCACGCUGCGUGACGACCUCUGCUUCACCAUCUAGUGUUUGAACCUUUUCUUCAAACCCGCUGUUUACCAUCUAUUAGCGCCGCCGUUGGCAUAACGUGGGGCCGCCGCCUGCGUACUGUAAACAAGGCGCUGUGGUCGUUCAUGGCCUUGAUUUUGUUACUAGCAAGUCGCGGCGUAAAGCAAACUACUUAUCGUGGUGCUUGCUCGCUUCCAGCGUACUGGUCCAGCCUGAGCUUACUACAAUCCGGCAAGGAGCCUGCGUUGGACACUUGUGGUCUUAAUCCUUUAACGGCGUCCGUUGUUCGCCGUUCGUCGUCUUCCAGCUUGGGUUUGGACCAGUUUACUUCCUUGACAAACGUCAUGACGACGCUUCGCCCAUCGGCAUUGCCCUCGGGGCGUAAGCGUCAGGCGACGCCGUCCAGCCCUAGCUCUGGCGCGAGCGACAUCCAGGACAUCGCCGGAGAUUCGCAGCUUCCAUCUUGCAGGCAGCACUCGGACCUUGAAACCACCACCUCAUUCCAACGGCGGCCCCAUGAGCAUCAGGACCAAGCGAAAAGCGCCAAGCGGCGAGCCGCAGAGGCUUUGCUGGCAGUGCGCUUUGGCGGCCCGUCCGCACCCUACUUGCCGCACGUGCCUUCCCAACAAUCCCUGUCCAGCGGAACGUGCAAAGCCUCGGCCGCCACCGCAGCCCCUGCCGCCUGCGGAUGCUGCGGCCCCCGCAGCAGCAGCGGCCAGGUCCGUGGCGUUUGCGGCGGCGCCUCCUGCGCUUCGGACGACUCCUCGGCCCGCCUUCCCGGCUGCUGCCGCCGCUCUAGCAGCCCGGAGGAGGGUAGCCUAGGACCUAGCAGAGCUGCUGGCAGCGGCAUCAGCGGAGGAGGAGGAAAGGGAGGGAAAGGAGUGGGAGACAGCGGCGCCAGCUCAUCCCACGCACUUGGGCUGCCCACAAGCCGUCCGCAGCCGCCGUCCUCCUCCAGCCCGACAUUAGCAACCCUAGCCAAGGGCAUGUCUACCACCACCACAACUGCCACAACCAACUCGGCCACUCCAAAUCCCAACCAACAGAAACAACAACAACAACAACCAAAACACUCCUCACCACGUCAAUUCCACAACUCCCACCACCACUCCCCACAUGAGCCUCCGCCGGCCAAGCGCGCCCGUCUUGCCUUGGCAGCUGCCACCAGCCUCGGCAAACCACCCGCAGCGGCCGCAGCUGCAGCAGCAGCGGCCGCUAUAGGCGGCACAGGUACCACCACCACAGCAGCAGUAGGCGGCACUGCUGCUGCUGCUGCAGCGGGGCCUAAGCAGCCUCCUCCCCGCCCUCCGCCCAUCACCGUCCCAGCAUGCGAUCCCGCACGCGGCUGCAAGGAGCGGUUGUUGCAGGGGCAGGAGCACGCAGCGGCGCUGACGGGUGCGGAGGCAGCUGCAAAGGCGGCGGCUAGGGCCGCUGCUGCCCCCAAGACCAAUGGAGCUACUACUGCUGCUGCUGUCACCGCUACUGCUGCUGGUGCAGCUACGGCGGUAGUGGGUGUUGCGAGUAGUGGACAAGGGGGGGCAACAGUAGCAGCAGCAGCUGCUGCAAGUGCUGCUACUGCAGCAACAGCCACAGCAGCCACAGGCCCCGUGUGGUGCAGUUUUGACGUGAAGGUGCCCUCAGGUAUCCGCUGGCAGGCGGUGUUUGGGGAGCCGCCCUCGGCACUACAGCGGUUCAGCAUGGCAAGGGGGUACGAGAAGCUGAUCCUGCCCGAGGGCCUGGUGUCGUACGUGGUGGAGAACCCCCGUCGUGUGGAGGAUGCGCUGCAGCGGCUGCGGGCCAGCAUGCAGGACCGUGUUAUCGCCAUCGACCUGGAGUGGAAGCCCGAGGUGGUGGCGGGUCGCACCUCCCCGGUGGCGCUGCUGCAGCUGGCCACCGCCUCCACCUGCCUGCUGCUGAGGGUCAGCUGCAUGGGCUUCAGCCUGCCCACCCCCGUCGCCGAGUUCCUGGCCGACCCCUCGCUCGUCAUCCUGGGCUUCGGCUGGGACACCGCGGAUGAGGCCAAGAUGGCCGGCACCUUUGGCAUGGGUCGGGCGCGCUUCCACUCCUUCCUGGACCUGCAGCAGGUGGCGGCAGACCUGGGGUACCACAGCUACGGACUGGCACGGCUGGCGGAGCAGGUGCUGGGCCUCCCCAUGAACAAGGCCAAGUCCGUGUCUCGCUCCAACUGGGCGGCACCCAGCCUCAACAACCACCAGCUCAAAUACGCCAGCCUCGAUGUGUUCACCGCGGGGCAGCUCUUCCGCGCGCUGCGGCUGUGGCACUCCUCGCCCAGCCCCUGCGCCGCCUGCCGCAACCCCAUCGGCGAGCUGCUGCAGCUGGGGCCGCUGCACUGCGGAGAGCCCUCAUGCAACGCCCGACCCGCGACGGACCUGAUGCGGUACAUCAACCACUGCACGUCGAGAGGACACCCACCCAGGUACGGCACCUGCUCCUCCUGCGGCCGCAUCCACGAGUUCGCAGCUGCAGCUGCAGCCCGGCAGCAGCAGAAGCAGCAGAUGCAGCAGCAGGAUGGGGAGAAGGGCAAGGGGGGCGCGGACAAGGACAGCAAGUGAGGGGCCGCAGCAACGGCAGCAGCUGUGCACAGCGUCGGCAGCAGCCGGGUAUAAGCGACUGGGGUGACGACCGCUAAGUGCACAACAACUCGAUACUGUGGUGGCAAGACUGCGUUCAAGGGUUUUCAUGUGGCUUGGUUAUAGUAAGCUCCUGUAAAUGCGCGACUGAAGGGUUUGAUGGCUAGCGAGAAGAGUAUACCAUGCGUGGUGGGGACAUGUCUAGUCCCUUGGGGCUUGGGCACCUCGGCUGAUUAUGAGGUGGACAAGGAGUUCGGGAGGGAUGUGGUCUCAGGGUGGCGUGCGGUGAGUAGGUGCUGGUGGCUGUGACCUGCUAAACACGUGGGGGCAGUGGCUGGCGGGGUUGUGGCGCGUUGAGGGCCCCUUAGAACCACACUGGCUGCUGGCACCGUCGACGUGGUGGACAGCAUGUGACGCAUCUAGGCAUGUAGGCUGUAGGGGAGAUUGGUGUGCUGCAGCGCAGGCCGUUGUGGUUGUUGGGACUUGGGACCGCUGCAGCGUGGGGGCGCAAUCGUUCCUAUCGCGUGGAGUAAAGGAAUUGAGAAGGGGCUCCUGCUCCUGUUGGUGCAUGCGGCAUGGAUGGAGCUGUGCCUCUACCGGCUUUCCAAACGGCGCAAACUUGGCUUAAUGGGUUUUUUUACGACGGGUGCACGCCGUAUAUGUAGUACGGGAACGGUGAAAGAAGUUGAAUCCAAGCUGGAGACCUGGCGGGGUGCCUGGGCGUGCGGAUGACGGGUGGUGGGUGUGCCGAUGUGGUAAAGGUCGCGGCUAGAAGGAAGGAAGGAGGGAGGGAAGGAGGGUUACCGGUAGUUGCUAUCAUGUUAUGUGGACAAGGGGUCGUUAAGGGACCAGCCUAGAGCGAGCGGCCCAAGCAGCCUCCUGUGAUUGGAUGCCCCUGUCUCAAGGGCAGGGUAAGAAGAUAAGGAAACAAAAGGGAAAGAACAAGGAGGAGGAGAAGAAGAACGAAGAACAAAGGAUGAGACGGAGGAGCGGAAGGAACAGAAGAGAGGGGCGAGCCAGCCUCCCGAGGCGAGCUGU